Molecule: messenger RNA, 7539 nt
Organism: Pyrenophora tritici-repentis Pt-1C-BFP
Lineage: Eukaryota; Fungi; Ascomycota; Dothideomycetes; Pleosporales; Pleosporaceae
Source: RefSeq, a predicted model, not a curated record
AUGGUGUCAUACGUUUCUGAGAGCAAACUGAAGAUGCUUUCUCCUACAGGUCGGUCGCGCAUGUGGGAUGCCGAAGCCGAUGGGUAUGCUCGUGGGGAAGGCAUCUGCUCAGUAGUUCUGAAGACACUUAGCCAGGCCCUUAAAGAUGGUGAUACCAUCGAGUGCAUUAUCCGGGAAACAGGUGUCAACCAGGAUGGCCGUACGACUGGCAUCACUAUGCCCAGCCAUCUCUCCCAAGAGACGCUCAUUCGGGAAACCUAUGCCAAAGCUGGUCUUGACAUAUCCAACCCUGAAGACAGGUGUCAAUUCUUCGAAGCUCAUGGAACUGGUACCCCAGCUGGUGAUCCUCAAGAAGCAGAAGCAAUCUCAUCUGCCUUUUUCGCCGGCGCUGAACUUAGCGAUGAAGAGCCCCUGGCUGUCGGUAGUGUGAAAACUAUUAUAGGCCAUACCGAGGGAACUGCUGGUCUUGCCGGUCUUCUGAAAGCCUCCCUGGCUGUUCAGCAUGGCGUCAUCCCACCGAAUAUGCUUUUCGAGAAUCUUAACCCUCGCAUUGCACCGUUUUACCAGAACCUCCGCAUUCUCCGAGAGCCACAGUCAUGGCCAGCAAUUAAGCCUGGUCUACCGCGUAGAGCGAGUGUGAAUUCGUUCGGCUUUGGAGGCACAAAUGCUCACAUCAUCGUUGAAGAGUACAAGCCGUCAGAGAAAGAAAACCAACACAUGAUAUCUGACAACGAUUCUACGUUCGGUUUGCCUAUUGUAUUCUCAGCCAAGACUGAGAAAUCUCUGAAGAAGUUGAUGGAAAGUAUGCUGGAUCACAUCAACGAAAACCCCUCAUUAGACGUCUUGGAUCUCGUCUCGACGCUUCUGCACAACCAAUCCGUAUUGCCCCUUCGUUACUCUAUCUCCGGACACACGAAAGAAUCCAUAACCGCCGCUCUCUCAGUCGCUGCACGGGAGUUCAAGGUUACGACCGGUAAUGAUAGUAAGACUACGAGUGGAGACAAGGCUUCCAUCCUCGGCAUUUUCACGGGGCAGGGGGCACAAUAUCCUGGCAUGAUGAAGGGGCUGUUGUCAACAUUGCCCUACGUGCAGGAAAUAGUUGCUGACCUCGACCAUUCGCUGCAGGCAUUGCCAUCGGAAUACCGUCCUUCUUGGACUCUUCACGACCAAUUUCUGCUCGAAGAAGACUCGUCAAACGUAUUGCAGGCUGCUUACUCCCAACCACUUUGCUGUGCUACACAAAUAGUCCUUGUUCAAAUGCUGGCGGCGGCAGAUAUUAAGUUCACUACUGUCGUUGGGCACAGUUCUGGAGAGAUCGCGUGUGCUUAUGCGACUGGGCUGAUAAGUGCGUCUCAGGCCAUUCGGGUUGCUUAUCUCCGUGGCCUGGCAUCACAAUUUGCAGGCCUAGAUCGAGGCGAGGGUGCCAUGAUGGCAGCAGGCAUCUCCUUUGAAGAUGCGCAAGAGCUAUGUGAACUUGAAGCGUUCGAGGGCUGCAUCUGCGUUGCAGCCAGCAACGCACCUGACAGCACCACUAUUGCUGGCGACAAGGAGUCCAUCCUGCAGGUCCAGGAUAUCCUCGCAGAUGAGUCCAAGUUCAGUCGGGUGCUCAGAGUCGACAAGGCCUAUCAUUCUCACCACAUGCAACCCUGCGCAACGCCCUAUAAGGAUGCUCUGGUAGCUUGUGGAUGCGCAGUUGCUGACGGUAUUCCUGAGACCGCGGUCGCUUGGUAUUCUUCCGUGCAUACAGGCACGAAAAUGAGCGCCAACAAUGUAACGGCCGACUACUGGACAGAAAAUUUACUCAACCCGGUGAUGUUCAUGCAGGCCCUUGAAGAAGCUGCAAUGGUGCAUCAACCUAACGUUGCGGUCGAGGUGGGCUGCCAUCCUGCGCUAAAAGCACCUGCGCUUUCAACAUUAAAGGGAAUUGGCUUCGAUGAUUUUCCCUACACAGGUUGUAUGCGACGAGAAGAGGCUGAUCUGGCUGCUUUCGCUGAGGCUCUUGGAUACCUGUGGCAACGCUUUACAAUACUCGAGCCAGCUGACGUGGAGACGUACAUCUCCACGGUGUGUGGUAAAAAGCCGAGGAACAUCAGCAAGUUACUCCCAAUGUAUCCUUGGGAUCAUUCCAAGGUUUACUGGUCUGAAUCGAGGACAGUGAAAAACUUCCUCCAUGGGCCGCGUCCCCACCUCCUUCUAGGCUCACCGACAGCGUUUUCUACCUCCUCAGUCUUACAAUGGAGGAACAUGUUCAGAGUCAAAGACCAUGAUUGGAUGCAAGGGCAUGGUCUUCAGGGCCAAGCGUUAUUUCCAGCGGCGGGCUUCAUCAUCAUGGCCAUGGAGGCUGGAAUCAUUGCAGCCGAAAAUCGACCCGUGCAGCUCGUGGAAGUUUUCAACACGAGCAUCGACAAGGCAAUCAUCUUCGAGGAUGAGACAAGCGCCGCAGAGGUUGUUACAACCGCCAAAGUCCUCGCUGAAUCGUCAAACGCGACACGGAUCACCCUUGGCUUCACAAUUGAUUCCUGUCUGAGCAAGGAAGCAAAUCUCUCAACUUCAGCUCAAGGUAGGGUUGUCGUCACGUUGGGACUUCCAUCACCCAGCGUUUUGCCAUCAGUCAGCGCAGAUCAUCCUCACAUGAACGAUCUCGACAUUGACUAUUUCUACCGUGAGCUCGAUGCGCUUGGAUAUUGCUAUGAGGGGUCCUACCGAUGCAUCUCUGAGAUGAGGCGCGCAGACGGCAAGUCUGUUGGUACUCUGCCAAACUUCAGACUAAAUGAUGGACCAGAUCCAUUGUUGCUACAUCCAGCAACGUUGGAUCUUUCGUUCCAGACGAUCAUGGGCGCAUAUUCCCACCCGGGUGAUAAAAGAUUACGAUCUUUGUACGUCCCUGUGCACGUUGACCGCAUAGCGGUCGCACCCGAGGUUUCAAAGACGGCUCCUAUCGCGUCCAACAAACUGCACUUUAGCACUACCAAUACAUAUGACAAGGGAGACUUCUUUGCCGGUUGUGUCGAUACGACCGACGAUAGCGCUGACGGAAUUCCCAUAUUCAGCGUCGAAAACCUAGUCUUAAAGCCGCUUUCGCCACCAACGGCGUCCGAAGACCAUCGAGCCUUCACCACAACCUUUUGGGGCCCUUUCUUACCAGACAAGCUCCUGGAUGAUCCGGAGCUGUGGGCAACAGAGGAAGACAAGCGAAUUAUGCCCAUCAUAGAGCGUAUUGUGUAUUCUUACAUUAAGAAAUUCUUGGCCGAUCUUACUGCUGAAGACCGUGCCAACGCAACGGCCCCACAAAAAAGUUACAUCCAUUGGUAUGACAACGUAAUGGCGGAUGUUGCGGCAAAGCGGCAUCGGUGGUACGAGAAAGCUUGGGAAAACGACACGCCAGAGUACAUUGAGCGGCUUUGCCAGGAUCGUUUGUCUACUGGGCCGGGCUGGGGUUAUGGAAAGCAGAUCGUCGGUCAAAUUGCCCAUCGCUUCCAAUCGAUGGAUAUCCUAGAAGUUGGUGGUGGUACUGCUGGUGCAACCAGGUCUAUUCUGUCCAUUCCGCAGCUCGGAUUCAACAGCUACACUUUUACGGACAUUUCUCCCGCCUUUUUCGAAAAGGCUCGCCAAGAGUUCACCGCUCACGAAGACCGCAUGGAGUUUCAAAAACUGGACAUCUCACAGAGCCCCGAGGCCCAAGGAUUCAAGGCGCACUCCUACGAUCUUGUUCUCGCAUCGUCUGUUCUUCAUGCCACGCCAAACUUGGAUGAGACUAUGAAGAACGUGAGAUAUCUUCUCCGCCCCGGUGGCUAUGCGGUCAUACUCGAGGCCACUCAUAAGGACCACACUCGUGUUGGUUAUUUGUUCGGCCUGUUUCCCGAUUGGUGGGCGGGCCGUGAUGAAGGACGUGUCUUGGAUCCUUUCGCCACAAUUGAUGAGUGGGACGCCAUCUUCAAGCGGAACGGCUUCUCCGGCGUUGAAUGCCGCACGCUGGAUCGGGACGGCCACAUCUUCCCAAACUCACUCUUUACCACACGCGCCGUGACUCCAAAGGUCACCAGGCUAUACGAGCCUUUGGCUGUCGCGCUGCAGUUGUCGGCGUCAGCGCCCCUUGUUGUUGUUGGUGGAAGAAACUCUAAGUCGUCUCGCAUCUUGGAAGCCGUCAGCACCAUCUUGCCUCAUCGCAACCCACUCAAGAUAGACAGCUUGAAAGACAUUCGAAACAAAACAUUCGAGAACAAACCCACCUUCCUCGUUCUCUCAGAACUUGACGAGGAAUUAUUCUCUGACAUUGACGAACCGAAAUUGGAGUCAGUCAAGUCGAUGUUUGCCCAAGCGUCUAACGUUUUGUGGAUUACGGAGAAUGCUUGGAGUGCCAACCCCCACCAAGCUAUGACAAUUGGCUUCCUCCGCACUGUCCGCAACGAGUAUCCCGAACUCAGCGUUCAGGCUCUGGAUGUGGACAAUGCGAACAACAUUGAUGCCACAACUCUAUGCGAACAGCUUCUCCGUCUCGAAGAAUGGUCUAGUCCAAGUAGCCCAAACGAAGAUGUUUUGUGGACAUACGAACCAGAGAUUUACAUGUGCAAGGGCUGCCUCUUAGUGCCCCGUGUCAAACAUGACAUACCCCGUAAUGAACGGAUGGCUUCGGGACGUCGCAAGAUCUAUUCUCAUGUAAUGGCAGAAAGAAUCCCGGUAUCUUUACGGCUUCCAGACAAGGACCUGCAAAUCGAAUCUACCAGAGACACACUCUCGGAUGUCCAGCCUGGCCACCUUGUCGUGGUGGCUCAGUACUCUCUCAUGAAUGCUCUUGGCGCCAAAAGAAUACUUGCUGCGCUGGAGGAUGUGGCAUGUCAAGCUCUGCAAGACACAUCAAUAUCGGAGUCAUCAGUCGUAGAUCUCAUGUCUUUGGAAUUGGCAAUGAAGAAGGGCAUUGAUCUUUUGACGGUCAUUAAUUGGAAGACUGACGGCCCUGUUGCCGCUCGCAUUCGGCCAAUCGACCAAGGCAACUUGUUUAGAAAGAACAAGACUUAUCUUCUUGUUGGUCUUGCUGGAUCCACUGGCCGUGCUCUUAGUCGUUGGAUGGUCACGAAAGGCGCCCGUUACGUCGUGCUCUCCAGCCGCAACCCUCAAAACCCCGAGUCCAAGUGGGUCAAAAAAAUUGAGAAACUUGGGGGGCAUAUCACCGUACUGCCGAUGGACAUCUCUAAGAAAGCGAGCGUGGAUGCAGGCCUCGCCCAACUCCGUGAAAAGUUGCCACCUAUUGGUGGUAUUGUUUACGGACCUCUGGUACUCCAUGAUACUGUUCUCAGAAACAUGGACAUAUCAAUGAUGCACCCAGUGCUGAACGCAAAGGUGACUGGAGCAAAACUUUUACAUGAGCGCUUUUCUAGUCCAGUCGAUAACCCACUUGACUUUUUUGUCAUGUGUUCUUCCGCAGCCACUACGGGAGGCAAUCCUGGACAGGCCAACUACAAUGCCGCGAAUGCAUUCCUACUGGCUUUUGCUCAGAAGAGGCGCUUGAUGGGACUAGCCGCGUCUGCUAUCCACAUUGGUGCUGUGAUGGGCAUCGGUUACUUGGCUACACGCGAGGAGAAGUUUGACCUUCAGUCUGUAUCUGAUAUGGAUCCUCUUGGAGAGGUCGAGUUUUGUACACUUGUUGCCGAGGCUGUGGUUUCUGGAAGGCCGUCAUCGACACCUCGAAACGGAGAUACAGAUCUGGUUAAGAUGUCCGAGAUUGACAUUGGUACUGGUAUUCCUGAACUUCAUCUCAGAUAUAAAGAUACUCUUGUGUUCUACACAGAUCCUCGUUUCGGGAACCUCAAAGUCCCGGAGAAGCGCGAGACAACCCACUCGAGCUCGAAGACAUCGGUCAAGGAGAAGCUGCUCGUAGCUACAACACUGGAUGAAGUUCGCCAGGCGAUCAUCGUGGGUCUCUGCGACAGACUGCGGGGCACCUUACAUCUUGCUGACGGAGAGCAAAUCGAUCCCGACUCUCCCUUGAUCGACCAAGGUGUGGAUUCGCUCGGUGCCAUCACCGUUGCUUCUUGGUUCUCAAACCAACUCACCCUCGAUGUUCCGAUAUUGAAGGUUCUUGGUGGCGCAUCGGUCGCACAGCUUGCCGAAGAGGCAGCCAGUAGAUUGCCACCGAGUGCCAUGCCUCAGGUUGCAGGCGUUGCAGACCAUGCGACCGAUAACGACAGUGUUCAAUCCGACAAUAUUUCCAAAUCGGGUUCAGGUACAGAUACACCCAUUUCCAUUCCCACGUCCAACGACGAGGACCCUACCGUUGUCCGCUGCGCGCCUCUUUCACUGAUCCAGCAAAACACCUGGAGAAUCCAGCAGCAGUUGGCUGACGAUCCAACGAUAUUCCACAAUACUGUGGGCCUAUUCCUAGAAGGCACGCUUGAUUUAGAGAAACUUUCCAGGGCAGUCCUUGCUUCUUUCAAUCGACACGAAGUCUUUCGCACGGCUAUCCGAUGCUCGGAACAAGGUGGAGAGGCUGUCCAGAUGGUUUUGAAAAGUCCGACUACAAGUUUCCGGUCUGUGGAGGUGGUAGAUCAAAACGCAGCUGAAUCUGCUCUCACGCAACUGCGAGCAGAGAAGUAUGAUCUUGAUGCAGGCGAGGCACUGAAAGUAGUCGACUUCCACUGGGCUACGGACCGGCAUCUAUUCGUUAUUGCUUACCAUCGCUUAACCGGAGAUGGAUCCACUACCGACAAUUUCUUCGUUGAGCUGGCAAGACUAUACGAUGGUGCUCAGCUACAACUACCACCGCAGUAUGCCGACUUUGCUCAACACACAGCCACCUUGCGCCUAAGCAGUGCGAUAGCGCAACGUAUCAAGGAAGCGGCUCGUCGCCUAAAGGCAACCCCGAUGCAUUUCUAUCUCGCUGCGUACAAAGCUCUGCUUGCAGCUUUAGCUGGCCAAGAUGAUUUGGUCGUAGGUCUAGCAGACACGAAUCGGUCAAGCAUCGAUGACAUGUCUACUAUGGGAUUCUUUGCCAACAUGCUUCCUAUUCGCAUGAAUCAGCCCUCUGAUACCACUUUCGAGGAGGUAGUCUCCGAAACCAAGGAUCACGUGCGCAAGGCAAUGCUUCAUUCAGCGGUUCCCUACGGUUUGCUACUCGAGGAACUUGGCCUCGCUGGACCUGACGCUCUACCGACUCGACAAAUGACCCAUGAGCCACUUGUACAGGCUGUCUUCGACUACAGGCAAGGAGAACGCGCUGACAGUGGCAAGCUUGGAGAGGCAACUAUCGUCAAGGUCAUCGUAACUCGAGAACUCUUUGGCAGACUGUGCCUCGUACAUGCUUUCGUUCUCUGUCAACGAGACGUCACUUUGCAGUCGCCUGGAGGUAGGGGGUUUCAAAGGAGCGAACAAGGAUCAAGGAGUUUGGGUCAAUCCAUGACGUUACAGUCGCUGAUAAAGGCCAAUGUGGAUAUCGCCCUUGCCUUAGAUGACCUUCCAGACGGCAAGAUCGUUGGCUUAGAGGAUGCUACCAGUAAUUACGAUGGCAUCGCAGAGGAGACAUGUCUCGCAUGGGUCGUUGACUAA